GCUGCUGAGAAGAGACGCUGCAAAAGAGCGAGAGACAAAUCUGUCCUUAUGAGCCGAAGGAGUGACAACAGAUCGAGCUGAAGAAUAGAACUAGGAAAGCAACUACUCGCCCGUUCAGGUUGCUGGCACCUGUAAACCUUUUUUCUUUCCCUCUCGUCGUCCCUGAUAUGACUCUUUUCAAGAGUGAACAUUGCAGCCCACAGUACAUGAACAUGACCGGAGAGCUGAAAUCAAGCCGCCCGAAGACAGGAGGAGUCAAGAGGCCGAGCAGUGCUGCGUAUGGGUCAGAGUAUGAGCUGGACUACGACUGCUACCAGGAUGAACUCUAUGACAGGGUGUUUGAUUAUCAGCGCGUCCCAUCUGCUGUGCCUGCGCUGCCCCACAGUUCAACCCUGGCCAAGAGAGCGCGCUCGUCUUCUUCCAGGCAGAGACGCAGCCGAGACCGCUCGUCCUCCAAAAGCACCUCCAGACCCCACUCCUCCAGCAAAGCCAAGUUGAAAAUGGAGGAGCUGCAGACCAUAAAGCGAGAGUUGACGAUGAUAAAGGUUCAGAUUGAUGGCCUGCUGGACAGUCUGGAUAGGAUGGACAGACAAAGGCAGGAGCACACAGGUUCUCCAUUUUCUCACGGAGGGAGCUCAGGAGGUUCACCGUACCACCCAUCGACCAGCAGUCGAGAGGGAUCUCCCAGAACCCCCAGCCCACGCCGCUGCACCCGGAGAGACACUCCUGAGCUGGGAGAAGCCAGCGACGACGAGCCGCAUAUGAUGCAUCAUCACAACUCCGACAUGGAGGAUGAACUGUAAAGAUGAACAACUCAGACUUGUCUGCUGAGUGAUGUAGCAAGACAGAAGAGCCGGAGAUGCAGAAGAAGAAGAAGAAGAGCCCACCCCUGCCUUCACGCCAACAGCUCACGACACAACACAUGCAGCACAUACUGUAUACACACUCCUGGGUCACAUGAGUAAAGCUGGAAGUUGUGGGAUUUACAUUUAGUUUGUUCUUUAUAGCACUCAC
This is a messenger RNA of Clarias gariepinus (North African catfish), 1014 nucleotides long. RefSeq names its product RNA-binding Raly-like protein. The record is from RefSeq and is a predicted model, not a curated record. The transcript is spliced from 8 exons. Gene Ontology annotation, molecular function: RNA binding. Bases 168 to 803 code for a protein of 211 amino acids. Lineage: Eukaryota; Metazoa; Chordata; Actinopteri; Siluriformes; Clariidae. Gene Ontology annotation, cellular component: nucleus.